Molecule: messenger RNA, 702 nt
Organism: Lichtheimia ornata
Lineage: Eukaryota; Fungi; Mucoromycota; Mucoromycetes; Mucorales; Lichtheimiaceae
Exons: 4
Coding region: 1-702 (233 amino acids)
Molecular function (GO): zinc ion binding; nucleic acid binding
Source: RefSeq, a predicted model, not a curated record
AUGACAAGAUACACAAAGCUAGGCCGCAAGAAGCAUGUCAAAGCCGAUGAUCAGUUCACGGUAACCCCAUUGGCACCCAAGAAACAACAAGAAGGUGACGACAACAAGCCUGCAAACAACAGUCGAGCUUCCAACGAUCGUCGACCCAAGCGUAAACAUAACUCAGGUAACGCUGACCGAUCGGAUAAAGAAGCUGAUAAACGCAAGAAACGUCGUCAAAUGAAAAAGGAAAAGAGCACAGUGUGUUUUGGAUGUCGACAAAAGGGUCAUUCAGUGAGCGAGUGCCCUGAGGCCAAGACCAGCGCAAAAGGCAUCUGUUACAAUUGUGGUUCAACCGAGCAUUCACUGAGCAAAUGUCGUAAGCCAAGAAAAAACAAUGAAUUACCCUAUGCCAAAUGCUUUAUAUGCAAAAAGAAUGGACAUUUAUCCGGUCAAUGCCCUGAGAAUCCUCAUGGUUUAUACCCCAACGGUGGUGGAUGCCGUUUCUGUGGACAAGUGGAUCAUUUGGCAAAGGAUUGUAAGAUAACCAAGGAGGAAGCUGGUACAACGGCUGUUGGAAAAAUCGAUUUGGACCAAGGUGCCGACGAUGAUGACUAUCACAUCUUUGUAUCUGAAAAGCAAAAGUUGGAUGACCAAACCAAGGUGGAAAAGAAGCAAGCUCAAGCACCUCCCAAGCCCAAAAAGAAGAUUGUCAAAUUUUAA